CCGCCCCUUUCUGCCGGCCCCCAGGACAGGUCCUUCCUGCUGCCCAGUCAGUGGCUCCUGCAGAUUGCAGGACCAGGCAGGCGGGAGCAGCCCCCAGAAGAUGCGCCCUGUGGCUGCUGGUGCUGUCAAGGCCGCCUUCUUGGUCCUUGCCUCCAUGUGCGCCUGGUACUCCGGGUACCUGCUGGCAGAGCUCAUCCCAGAUGCAUCUCUGUCCAGUGCCGCCUAUAACAUUCGCAGCCUUGGUGAGAGGCCUGUCCUCAAGGCCCCUGCCCCCAGAAGGCAGAAAUGUGACCACUGGACCGCGUGCCCCGCCAACAGCUAUGCCUACCGGUUGCUCAGCGGCGGGGGUCGUGACAAGUACGCCAAGAUCUGCUUUGAGGAUGAGCUGCUCAUAGGAGAAAAGACGGGGAAUGUGGCCAGAGGGAUCAACAUUGCCAUCGUGGACUAUGUAACUGGGAAGCCGAUAGCCACACAGUAUUUUGAUAUGUAUGGAGGUGAUAACUCUGGACCAAUGAUGAAGUUCAUUCAGAGCGCUCCUUCGAGAUCCCUGCUGUUCAUGGUGACCCACGAUGAUGGAAGCACCAGACUGAAGGCUGGCGCCAAGGAUGCCAUCGAAGCACUUGGAAGUAAAGAAAUCAGGAACAUGAAAUUCAGGUCAAGCUGGGUAUUUCUUGCAGCAAAAGGCUUUGAACUCCCUUCAGGAAUUCAGAGAGAAAAGAUCAACCACUCGGAUAAUUCGAGGAACAGGUAUGCUGGCUGGCCGGCAGAGAUACAGAUAGAAGGCUGCAUACCGAAGGACCUGCGGUAGCAUGACGUGUUCCCCGGGAAUGGCUUUGUGGGUGGAGGCAGCUGGGCUGUCCGACAUCAAUCCCUGAAGAAUAUUUUGCUAGUUGAUAAAAUCUUGGCACACGAUGUUUUUACACUGGUGCUUGUGUCCUGAGGCUGGCGAUGAACAGGAAGCUGAAAGUGUGGGAAUUCAUGGGGGACCCCAGAUGUAACAUGGAGAGUGUGGGGAGCACCCUGCACAUCUGGUCUGGAGCAGCAGCCCAUGUGGUCCCCCUAGUCCUGCGGAGAGUCUCUAUCCUGAGGUCUCCGAGAAUGUCCUGGCUCCCAAGUCAUCUCCUAGGAGAAUGAGCUAUGGUCAGGAGGGUGCAGCCGACAUCCUUGGUCACUUCAAGUGACAUUCUUGGGCUGUGGAUUUUUUCAUUUAUUCACUCAUUCCACCUGGGUGCUGCCUGCCCCUGGCACUUGGGAGCCCGAAUCUUUGUAGAGGCCUCAGCAAAUCAAGGAUGGGAUGGUGGCCCAGGCCCAGUUAUGGGCUGAACGGGUCCCCCUAAAUUCAUUUGUUGAUGUUCUGAUGCCCAGUAAAUACCUCAGAAUGUGA
This is a messenger RNA of Ictidomys tridecemlineatus (thirteen-lined ground squirrel), 1384 nucleotides long. RefSeq names its product FAM3 metabolism regulating signaling molecule B (gene Fam3b). The record is from RefSeq and is a predicted model, not a curated record. Lineage: Eukaryota; Metazoa; Chordata; Mammalia; Rodentia; Sciuridae.